CAUGUUUCUACUUCUCGAAACUUCAGAGUGUACGCGACUGUGAGAACUGUAGAGUAAUCAAUCUCUAAUGGCAACGAUGAACAGGAUUAGUAGAAUCGCCGCCAUCACACGUGCAGUCGAAGGCUUCGUCACCGGCAAGCCCACUCCGCAGCGGCAUGUCCAGGUGGCUCUAUACAGUGUCAGCAGCAAUUUUAAUUCAUCUCCCAAGUCUCAUUGGUUCUCGUCUGAUAGGCUCACCGAUCACUUAGGGCACUCGAAUUGCGCCGCCGCUCAUGGAAUGGCCGGAACCAUGUUAUUCUCAGUCGCCGCCGCUCAAGAAGUCCACGCGAAAGAACCGCGGCAGUCUAAGGAGUUUAUGCCUAACGAGGUCGUUCUUUAUCAGUACGAAGCUUGCCCCUUCUGUAACAAGGUUAAAGCAUUCCUGGAUUACUAUGAUGUUCCCUACAAAGUGGUGGAGGUCAACCCCAUCAACAAAAAGGAAAUCAAGUGGUCGGAUUACAAGAAGGUGCCUAUAUUGAUGGUUGAUGGUGAAAAGAUGGUUGACUCAUCAGAUAUAGUUGAUAAAUUGUUCCAAAAAAUUCAUCCUGAGAUCCCCGUUGAUUCUGUCUCAAAUGAUGAAGGGAGGAAGUGGCGCGGGUGGGUGGACAACCAUUUGGUGCAUGUCUUAUCGCCAAACAUAUAUAGAACUACUUCUGAGGCUAUUGAGUCAUUUGACUACAUCACUAGUCAUGGUAAUUUCAGCUUUACUGAAAGGAUAAUAGCAAAGUAUGCUGGAGCUGCAGCCAUGUAUUUUGUGUCAAAGAAAUUGAAGAAGAAACAUAACAUCACUGAUGAGCGUGGAGCCUUGUACGAAGCUGCGGAAACAUGGGUCGAUGCUCUGAAGGGACGAGAAUUUCUUGGUGGAUCCAAGCCUGAUUUAGCUGAUCUUGCUGUCUUUGGGGUUCUGAGACCCAUCCGCCACCUCAAGUCUGGCAGAGAUAUGGUGGAGAACACACGCAUUGGUGAAUGGUACACAAGAAUGGAAAGUACGGUGGGGGUUUCUUCUAGGGUUAUGGCAUAAGUGGAAUAAUUCUUCUGUUGGAUAAGAAAGUUGCUGUGUCCUUUUCCUUGAUAUCAGCUUUUUUUUUUUUUUUUAAAAAAAA
Molecule: messenger RNA, 1142 nt
Organism: Ilex paraguariensis (yerba mate)
Lineage: Eukaryota; Viridiplantae; Streptophyta; Magnoliopsida; Aquifoliales; Aquifoliaceae
Source: the annotation of a GenBank genome assembly